Ectocarpus sp. CCAP 1310/34 is the source of this 2466-nucleotide messenger RNA. The record is from the annotation of a GenBank genome assembly. Lineage: Eukaryota; Phaeophyceae; Ectocarpales; Ectocarpaceae.
CAUCAUCAAUCACGCGCUACGUGCGUUCGCCUCUGUUCUACCCAGAGUCUACCGUACCAAAGUUCCACUCCUACACGAGGCCCGCUUUUCUGCCUGCCUGCUGGGAAUUCAGUGGCUCCCAUCAGGCUACCAAGAGGUCAGCAAGUCAAGAAACAAGAUUCACGUUCGGAGCGCAUGAAGGAUGAGCGAAGAGGCGUCCGCACAUUCGACAGACGGAGCAGCAGCAGCGACCGCCGCCGCCAGUACGCCAGGCAUCGUCCCUAGCGUCUUGAACAACCCAGACAUUCUCGGCUGCCUGAUCUCGUUCGUACCCGACGAGUCGUUUCUUUUCUUCGGGCCGGUGUGCCGAGGCUGGAGGGCGGCGUGGGGGAAGCGCCCGACCACAACCAGGAUCGCAACGGUCGACUUAACCCCGACCCAGCUCCAGCACGGCUUCGACUGCGGCCUGAAGCGAACCAACCCCGAGCUGUGCGCCGCCAUCGCGCGCCUCGGAAACGUGGACCUCCUCGAGCUCGCGAGGGACAACGGCUGCCGCUGGGGUGCGGCCACAUGCAACGCGGCCGCCGCGUCCGGGAGCCUCGAGGUUCUCCAGUGGGCCAAGUACAACGGCUGCCCCUGGCACGAGCACAAGGUCAUAUCGCUGGCCGCCGAGGGCGGUCACCUGGGCGUAAUCAAGUGGGCGCGGAUGUUCGGCUGCGCUAUGGAUCGGAGCGCCGGUUGGUCGGCGGCGGCGGCGGGGCGGCUCGACGUCCUGCGGUGGCUGGUGGAGGACGGGGCGCCGCUGGACCAGCACACUUGCGCCGCCGCCGCCGAGAAGGGUCGGAUGGACAUCCUCGAGUGGCUGAGGGACAGGGACACGCCGUGGGGGGAGAGCACGUGCGUGGCCGCGGCUCGGGGGAAGCAGCUGCCGGUCUUGCGGUGGGCGAGAGAGCGCGGGUGCGCGUGGGACGACAUGACCUGCUUCAUGUCUGCGUGGAACGGCGACCUGGAGACCCUCGUCUGGUCGGUCGAGAACGGCUGCGAUAUCAACGGCUCUUAUUGUCUCGAGACCGCUCUGUCUUCCGGGCACACCCACGUCGCCGAGUGGCUGCAAGCGAACGGCCAUGCUCCUAGCUAGCUCUUUUUGAGAGAGAGGGGUGCCGCGGGAGGAAGGCGAGUGUUGGGGGUAGAUGGCCUUUUGUGCGACAGGGUUUAGGGGCCAGGAGUCGCGCUGCGGGACACGAAAACGCCGGGUCCUCGGAAGUAGAAAGUGAACGGGAAAUGCUAUUUCCAUUUUGCGAUGGGGGGCCCUCAAAAAACGCCGGUGUGUGCGUGGCGCAUCGACCGGCGCCAUUCAGUGUGCAGAAACGACUUGGGUUAUUCGGUCUGUGCCCAGCAAUUUCACCGGCGCUAUUCAGGGCCACCGACGCUAACCGGCGUUGGUGACGCCCCCCCCCCCAAGGUACCUUGCGGCGUGUGGGAAGGAGUCAGAAAUUUUACCCCCUGCGUGAUGACCUCGUUCGGUAAGGGGAGACAUGCAUCAAUGAACGCCCAAAGACGGGAUCAUGUGCUGAAGAAGCACCGGUGGCGAUUUCGCCAGAUAGCAACUGGUUCGUGACGUGUGGCCCAUGCGCAACAGUUUGUGCAAUAUUUCCCCAGCACCAAGGUUUACUUUUCUCGGGGUAGGGGUGGUUGUUCCAACAUUCGAAAGCACCGAUAAAGCUCUGUCUCCAGACACCGGUCGCUGUUGAUCUUUGUUUUUUUUCCUUUGUUGUCCCGUUAUUUUUAAUCCCUUUGGGUUUGGGCUGGACUGUCAGAUUUUUUUCGCCAUGAAAAAAAAUUGAGAGCGAGCGCGAGCGUGAGAGAGAAGUGCAGAGAAAGACAAUAGUGUACUUCUGCACACGCAACAGCUAUCUCCACCUGUAGGCCAUGAGGGAAGCCGGCGACAGGGCGGUGGCCACAGACAGGGUCGUAGAAGGGUUGAUGGGUGGUCGCGCUGCGGUCAGUAGGGCAGGUUAGCUGGGUAGACUUUGAAAUUAUCAGUCGUCCAGCUGCCUCAAUUUGUAUAUUUUCGGUAUAUUGUAAUGAUCAGUCCAGAGAGGGUGAAAUGAUCAGUGAGGACCCAUAACUGUUAUUUGUGGUACUUGUGUACUUCUCUGUUCUCUGCCCCCCUCCCGAAAUGUGCCCUGCCAGCUCUCUAGAGCUCCUGCGAUUUUCAAACAACAUGCACACCCACUAGCACACACCUGUACCUCGUGGUUUCCUAGGUUCGGGCGAGGGUAUGUGUGGCGCUACGAGCGUGGAUGCGUUGCUGAUUUGUUUUACUCGUCUACAGCACUACUGUAGUAGUAUGGUGUUGUAGCGUUGUAGCUGCUGACACGAUGACUGCUGGAUCUUGGGAAAUAUUUUCAAAGUGCUGGGAGAUUCAGCAUACCACACGAUUUCCUCGAUAUCUCGACUUCCGCAGGGCUUGCAAUACCCCUUCCU